AGUGCUUUCAGCGCUGGACAGCACUCUCCAGCUAGUACCCUCUAGUACCCUUGCUCUCGCGAACAUCCAGGUUUUGCAGAUGUAAGAUAUGGGCAAGGAUAGAAUUUCCUGGAAGACAAACAAGAAGCCACCUGGGGUUUUUGGAACCUACUCUCAAGUCGGGGCACCUAUUGACCAAGCAUACUUCCUCGACAAUAGUGGCUCUCCAGUUCCGCCAUCGCAAUACCCACAGCUCCAGGAAGAAGGCUGCGUUGCAGUUUGAUGCGCACAUGGAGACCUUGCAAAUGUGUGGGCUCUUGACCCCAAUAGCAUCAGUCAGUACCGAGGAAUGGUAUUUGCACAGUGUCCUCGCGACGAAGAACAGUGUAGCUAUUAUGAAUGCGUUAAUGACUGGCACCGACAAGCUCAAACUGCAAAAUCAAGUGCAAGAUAUACCCCAUAUCCAUCCCCACCAACAACUGGACAUGACGGAAAGCCUCAUUGCAUGCUCUCCCAGCUUGCUCAUUUACCUGUAACCCCCUCCCGGCACUCCAAGUCGUUCCCUAUGGGUGGAAUCUCUGAAGGUACACUCAAACCGAUGUCUUUCAAUGUUUCUCCUCUGCAAUUCACACACAAACAACCCAGCCUUGAUUUUAAAGCCCCUUCAAAAAUCACUGAUGGCGGUACUGGUUCAGAACCCGGUGCUCCAUUUUUUACUUCUUCACCAUGGAAACGUGCAGGUCCACUAUACCCUAAUGCUUCAGAUGAUGUACUAGUGGGGUUCUUCACAGACUUACCUGAUGUAGUCAUCGGCGAUGACGGACGUAUUUUGUUUGACAUUGAAAAUUCAUCGCAUGGAACUUUUUCAUAUUCAAAUGCUCACCUUCCGUAUAUCAUUCAAUGCAUCUGGCAGCGUAUUUUUCCCUUCUCCGCACUUGCAAAUGGAACAAAAGAAACACAGAAGGAAGAUCAGGACCAUGACGACUUUGUCCACAAAUUUCGAGGAUACUUGGGCGUGAUUAUUGGCAAAGGGAACAAGAUCAUUCAGAAAUCACAACCAUGGCAUGAGAAGAAUCCAAAGAAUGCCAUCGCAGGGCCGUCUCGUAUUUCCAAAGAUGUUAUUGACUUGACUGGAGACAAUGAUAAAGAAGUUUGUUGCAUGUGUGGAUAUUACCUUGAUGCGGCAUGGCACAUUGAAGAACGUGGAUAUGUUGAACGCGGCUAUGCUGUUCACAUGCCACUAUUAUGAUCAUGUGUUAUAAUAUGUCAUAUGUAGUCAUAUCUAGUUAUUUACUAUAUGCGGAUUCCUCAGUACUUCCUUAUGUAAUACUGUCAUACAGUUAUGUAUAUAAACAGGCC
This is a messenger RNA of Lentinula edodes (shiitake mushroom), 1338 nucleotides long. RefSeq lists its product as uncharacterized. The record is from RefSeq and is a predicted model, not a curated record. Lineage: Eukaryota; Fungi; Basidiomycota; Agaricomycetes; Agaricales; Omphalotaceae. Bases 329 to 1228 code for a protein of 299 amino acids. The transcript is spliced from 10 exons.